AUGGCUGGUAGAAUAAUGCAUGCGUGGGGGCCGCGCAGCGCUACUCCCGGGAGGCGAAUGCCCUGGGCCUGGCCUAGGCCCUGCGACCGCUCGCGCUCACCAAGGUGCGCCUUCCAUUCUUCGGGGCGUGUGGGUGCCGCCGGGUUCCGGAAUGAGACUCUUUUGCUUCUGACCCAGGCCCUGACAUGUAGAGAAGAACUCCUGACACUUCUUCUGUCACUCCUUCCCUUGGUGUGGAAGAUACCUGUCCAGGAACAGCAAGCAACAGAUUUUAACUUGCCGUUGUCAUCUGAUAUAAUCCUGACCAAAGAAAAGAACUCAAGUUUGCAAAAAUCAACUCAGGGAAAAUUAUAUUUAGAAGGAAGUGCUCCUCCUGGUUCAAUCUCUGCAAAAGUAAACCUUUUUCAAAAAAGCAGACGACAGCGUAAAAGUACCCACCGCUACUCUGUAAGAGAUGCAAGAAAGACACAGCUCUCCACCUCUGACUCUGAAGUCAACUCAGAUGAGAAAAGUACAGUUGUGAGUAAGCACAGGAGGUCCCAUGUGCUACCCCGGAUCCUGACGCAGUCUCCUAAGGAAGACCACCUCCUCGCCAAACUUGUCCCCUCUGCAACCAAAGAACAGAUCCUUUCUGACACCAUGACUUUGGAAAACUCCAGAGAAAUCAUCCCAAGACAGGAUUCAAAUGGCGACAUAUUAAGUGAGCCAGCUGCCUUGUCUAUUCUCAGUAACAUGAAUAACUCUCCCUUUGACUUAUGUCAUGUUCUGUUAUCGCUAUUGGAGAAAGUCUGUAAGUUUGACAUUGCUUUGAAUCAUAAUUCUUCUCUAGCAGCCAGUGUAGUACCCACGCUGACUGAGUUUCUAGCAGGCUUUGGGGACUGCUGUAACUAGAGUGACACUUUGGAGAGACAAGUGGUUUCUACAGGUUGGACUGAAGAGCCAGUGGCUUUGGUUCAACGGAUGCUCUUUCGAACUGUGGUGCAUCUUAUGUCAGUAGAUGUUAGCACAGCAGAGGCAAUGCCAGAAAGUCUUAGAAAAAACUUGACUGAAUUGCUUAGGGCAGCUUUAAAAAUUAGAGCUUGCUUGGAAAAGCAGCCUGACCCUUUCUCACCAAGACAAAAGAAAACACUACAGGAGGUCCAGGAGGGCUUUAUAUUUUCCAAGUAUCGUCAUAGAGCCCUUCUUCUCCCCGAGCUUCUGGAAGGAGUUCUACAGCUCCUUAUCUCUUGUCUUCAGAGUGCAGCUUCAAAUCCCUUUUACUUCAGUCAAGCCAUGGAUUUAGUUCAAGAAUUUAUUCAGCACCAAGGAUUUAAUCUGUUUGAAACAGCAGUUCUUCAGAUGGAAUGGCUGCUUUCAAGGGACGGUGUUCCCUCAGGGGCUGCCGAACAUUUGAAAACCUUGAUCAACAGUGUAGUGAAAAUAAUAAGUACUGUCAAAAAGGUAAAAUCAGAGCAACUUCAUCAUUCCAUGUGCACGAGGAAACGGCACCGGCGCUGUGAGUAUUCCCAUUUCAUGCAGCACCACCGUGAUCUCUCAGGUCUCCUCGUUUCAGCUUUUAAAAACCAGCUUUCUAAAAGCCCCUUCGAAGAGACUGCAGAGGGAGAUGUGCAGUAUCCCGAGAGGUGCUGUUGCUGCUGCAUUGCAGUGUGCGCUCACCAGUGCUUACGCUUGCUGCAGCAGGUUUCCCUGAGCACCACCUGUGUCCAGAUCCUAUCAGGUGUACACAGUGUCGGAAUCUGUUGUUGUAUGGAUCCUAAGUCUGUGAUUAUCCCUUUACUCCAUGCUUUUAAGUUGCCAGCACUGAAGAAUUUUCAGCAACACAUACUGAAUGUCCUUAACAAACUUCUUCUGGAUCAGUUAGGAGGAGCAGAGAUUUCACAGAAAAUUAAAAAAGCAGCUUGUAACAUCUGUACUAUGGAUUCUGACCAACUGGCUAAGUUAGAAGAGACACUGCAAGGCACCUUGUGUGGUGCUGGCCCUUUCUCUGGCUUGCCCAGUCCUUCGUACAGAUUUCAAGGGAUCCUGCCCAGCAGUGGGUCUGAAGACUUCUUGUGGAAAUGGAAUGCAUUGGAAGCUUAUCAGAACUUUGUCUUUCAAGAAGACAGAUUGCAUAACAUACAGAUUGCAAAUCACAUUUGCAAUUUGAUCCAGAAAGGCAAUGUAGUUGUUCAGUGGAAAUUGUAUAAUUAUAUUUUUAAUCCUGUGCUCCAAAGAGGAGUUGAAUUAGUACACCAUUACCAACAACUAAGCAUUACUUCUGUUCAGACUCAUAUGUGUAGCCAACUGAAACAGUGUUUGUCUCAGGAAGUGCUUCAGAUCUAUCUAAAAACUCUGCCUAUUCUACUUAAAUGCAGGGUAAUAAGAGAUUUGUUUUUAAGUUGUAAUGGAGUAAACCAAAUAAUUGAAUUAAAUUACUUAGAUGGGAUUCGAAGUCAUUCCCUCAAAGCAUUUGAAACUCUGAUUAUCAGCCUAGGGGAACAACAGAAAGAUGCUUCAGUUCCAGGUGCCAAUGGGUUAGACAUUGAGCAGGAGUUACCCUCCUUAAGUGUGAGUCCUUCUCUCUGUAAGCAGCAAGCUUCUUCAGAUUCUCCUCGGAGUCUCAGUAAGUUUUAUGCCAGUCUCAGAGAAGCUUAUCCAAAGAAACAGAAGACUGUUCAGCAGGAUGUUCACAUAAACACCAUAAACCUCUUUCUCUGUGUGGCUUUUUUAUGUGUCAGUAAAGAAGCAGAUUCUGAUAGGGACUCUGUCAGUGAGUCGGAAGAUACUUCUGGCUAUGACAGUACUGCCAGUGAACCAUUAAGUCACAUGCUACCGUGUCUGUCUCUUGAGAACGUCAUCUUACCUUCCCCUGAAUGUUUGCACCAAGCAGCAGACAUUUGGUCUAUGUGCCGUUGGAUCUACAUGUUGAGUUCAGUCUUCCAGAAACAAUUUCACAGACUUGGUGGUUUCCGAGUGUGCCAUCAAUUAAUAUUUAUGAUAAUCCAAAAACUAUUCACAAUUCGUGAUGAGGAACAAGGAAAAAGGCAGGGAGAAAUGAGUGUAAAUGAAAACCAAGAGUUAAUCAGAAUGUCUCAACCUGAAAUGACAUCGAAGGAAGGAGAUGUGUCAUCUUCAGCAGCACCAGAACUGGGACAUCUGAAAAAGAGUGCUGACAGCUUGAAUGACUUAGAGUCACAGCACAUGUUUCCCACAAAUGUAGAGCAGACUUUGGUUACUGAAGCUGUUCCUGGGGAAGCAAAGGCAUUUAUGAAUCAAGACAAUGAGACCUCUCUCCAGAGCAUACGACUUUUGGAGUCCCUCCUGGCCAUUUGUCUUCAUAGCUCCAGAGCCAGUCAACAGAAGAUGGAUUUGGAGCUACCUCCUCAGAGCUUGUCUGUGGAAAAUAUAUUGUGUGAAAUGAGGGAACACCUUUCCCAGUCAAAGGUGACGGAAACAGAAUUAGCAAAACCUUUAUUUGAUACCCUGCUUCGAGUGGCCCUAGGGAAUCAUGCAGCAGAUUUGGAUCCCGCAUGCCAGAGAGUAUUGGUGGAUCUCUUGGUAUCUCUGAUGAGUUCAAGAACAUGUUCAGAAGAGCUAACCCUUCUUUUGAGAAUAUUUCUGGAAAAAUCUCCUUGUACAGAAAUUCUUCUCCUUGGUAUUCGGAAAAUUGUUGAAAGUGAUUUUACUAUGAGCCCUUCACAGUAUCUAACCUUCCCUUUGCUACAUACACCUAGUUUAAGCAAUGGUGUCUCACCACAAAAGUCUCCUGGGAUUCUUAACAGUAAAGCCUUAGGCUUAUUGAGAAGAGCACGGCUUUCCCGAGGCAAGAAAGAGUCUGACAGAGAGAGUUUUCCCUCUCGGCUGUUGUCCUCUUGGCACGUAGCCCCAAUCCACCUACCAUUGCUGGGGCAGAACUGCUGGCCACACCUUUCAGAAGGAUUUAGUGUUUCUCUGUGGUUUAAUGUAGAGUAUGUCCAUGAACCGGAGAGUGCUGCAGAAAGAGGAAAGAAGGUAAAGAAAAGAAACAAACCAUCAGUUCUACAAGACAGCAGUUUUGAAGGAUCAGGAAAGUCUUUCAGUUGUUUAUACAGCUUACUGUCCUGCUCAGUACACCAUCUAUGAGCCCGUGAUCCGACUCAAGGGUCAAGUGAAAACUCAGCUCUCCCAGAGACCCUUCAGCUCAAAGGAAGCCCAGAGCAUCUUGCUAGAACCUUCUCAACUCAAAAGCCUGCAGCCUACGGAAUGUAAAACCAUCCAGGGCAUUCUGCAUGAGAUUGGUGGGGCUGGUGUA
Microtus oregoni (creeping vole) is the source of this 4270-nucleotide messenger RNA. RefSeq names its product lysosomal-trafficking regulator-like. Gene Ontology annotation, cellular component: membrane; cytosol. Gene Ontology annotation, molecular function: protein kinase binding. Gene Ontology annotation, biological process: intracellular protein localization. Lineage: Eukaryota; Metazoa; Chordata; Mammalia; Rodentia; Cricetidae. The record is from RefSeq and is a predicted model, not a curated record.